ACAAUUUGCAUUCGGAGGACGGAGGGUGCUCCAAUUGGAACGUACAAGCGUGAGGAGGAACUUGUUUUUUGUAUUUACAGAGCUUCUGUACAGUCACGUUGCUUUUUUCUGUUAGUUCUGGCAAACUGGAGUUAUGGCUUGAGGCUGUUGUCGGGGUCCUUUUGAAGGAUUCAAAGGAUUGUUUUGAUUAUGAACAGGUCUUUGAGUUUACGUUUAUCGCGAAGACAUGGCAUUCAUCUGUACAGCUAUGCGGUGGAGGCAGGAACACUACCACCAAAAGUGAAGAAGGGGAGGACGAAAAGCAAGCUGGGAAGCCGGAAAGCUUUUAGUUUAGAGGAAAACCAGCUUGAGACUCAACAGCAGACCAAGAGUCUGAGCCGGCCGGUCCAGCUCAGGUCUCACACUCUUGAUGUGGAAAGGCCAUUAGAAAGAAGCGAGAGCCUCAACUCUAGAAGUAGUUUUAUAAAGCACAACAAAACAUUCCACAAACUCUUCCCAGAAAUCCCAGAAAAUGAAGAUUUACUACAUGCCUACAUCUGCGCCUUGCAGAAGGAGGUGCCUUAUCACGGCCGACUGUAUAUCACCGACACCAACGUGUGCUUCUUUUCGUCUGUGCUGCUCAAGGACACCAAGGUGAUCAUCCCGGUUUCACAUGUAAUCGUUCUGAAGAAGCAGAACACAGCGCUGCUCGUGCCAAACGCCAUUUCUGUCCGAACCACGGAAGGCGAGAAGUAUUUAUUUGUGUCCUUAAGGAAUAGAGAAGGAUGCUACAAGCUGCUACGAUCCGUCUGCCCUCAGCUAGAGGAAGGAAGUGCCAACAGCAGCCCUCUCUUCUCCUCGCCUGAGAACAGCUUCGACCAGAGCAAACUGGUGCAGAACUCGAGUCAGUCCAGUUUAGACGACUCGUACGAGGUGGACGGAAGUCGUGUUUCUCCUGGCCUGGAGAUUCCUGUGUCUAGACUCACUAGAGAAAAUGCAAUUGUUGGAAAUCCCUCGGCUACAAAAAGCAGCGAACAAGAGACAGACGACAGCUCCAGUGAGGAGUUUACCGGAGGUUCAUGGGUUUGGAACGUGACGGGCAGAGCUCGAUCGCUCCUCAUCCAAAGAGAAGUCAGCAACCUCAACACUCUUCUCCUCAUCUACCUGAUUCUGGUUUUCCUACUACUCCUGUCUUCUGGAUAUAUUGGCUUGCGUAUCGUGGCCUUAGAGGAGCAACUGAGUUCUCUUGGUGCCCUGCCCGAAUUUACCUUACAGAGCGGGUACAAAGGAACAUAGCCCGACAUCAGUAAGAUGAUGCGUUCCAUCUGAUCUCCGGAGGGCUUUUGUAAAGGAUCCACCAAAAAUCACUUUGGAUCUCACUUUUCUUGAGGGUCCCUUAUCUGCCUGAAGAAAUUUUAAUAUGCACAUGCCACAACCAUCCAACACCAAAUCUUUAUAGUCUUUGUUCCAAUAAAACAACCGGAGAGCAUUUUCACACACAGGAAGGUGACAGUUUGAAGAAAAGACAAGCGUGUCUUUACCUGCGGCUGCAAAAAUACUUUCGGAUUUCAUCGGCUUUGCAGCAAUCCGACCUUAACAACCAAAGACAACCGGUUUGUCUCUGAAUGGCAUAAAGAAACGGGUUUUACAGAGGGAAAGCAUUUCAUUUGUCGUGAGGCAUUGUUGGUUUGCCUUUCUGAAUUUCAUCUGGAAUGGAAAGUUUAGUUUUGACGAUGUCAUCGCAGCAUAACCAAUGACUUUACUUACUAUUUUUCCAAAUGUUCAUAUUUUGUUGGCUUGCUCUUUGCAUCUUGUUCUGUGGUGGCUACGUCUUUUAGACAAAUGUCCUCCUUUCUUAUUUUUCACUCUGCUAGUUAUAUGUAAGGGUUGCUAUUUUUAAACCUUGUCUUGGUUUAUCGAUUUGAAGAAAAGGCAAGCUAGCUAGUCAGUUAGGCUAAGCUAGCCGUUCAACCCCUUAGUAUUACUGUAUGUAUAGUCUAUGCACAAAAAAUGCUCAGAUCAGGUAUUUAACGGAAAAAUUUGUAGCUUUUUUCUUUCUUCGUUGGUUUUCCUUUGUGUUUUAUACUUGGGAAGAGUCGGAAGUGCAUGAACGAAACAUGCUCUUUCUUAUCCAAACUGUUAAACUAAAAAAAGAGAAAAACAUUGUAUCUUAAAACAGAUGUGGCACAGGGCGUUGUCAGAUUUACAGCUUACAUUGCGUGCUUGCAUGUGUGCGCCGAACAAAAGGAGCAUUUCCAUUCGGCACGGCGUCAGAUAACAAUACUUGAGAUGUUUUGCGUUUAACGAAAACGAAACGCUCCAAAAUAUGCAUGAAUUUGCGCGUAUGUGUGUUCUUAUAAAUAUGUUGCAAUAUGUUAAGGGGAUUGUUUGUGGAGUGAGAGACGUGUAGAUGUUUGAGUAAUAGUGCACUUUAAAGUGUGAGGGCAGGGGGCGCUGUUGUGCGGAGUUGGGAAAAAGCGGUCUGUGAAAGUUCGUUCGUUCUGGGGUAUUGGAUGUGCUAAGACGCUCUCGCUCAGGGCUAGAACAACCUCCGGGAGUCCUCUCGCAAUGCAUUGUGGGAACGCUGCGUGUCGAUUUUGUUGCGUUAGCAGACACGAUUUGCCGCUUUUUAUUGUCCGCAAAUCCUUCAGGCACUCUAUACGCAUUGCGUACGCAGAACUCCACAAGAAUUCACACAAGUGUUUGUUGAUGCAUUUAAUCUGCAAAUGCUUGUUAAACUAACUAUUGGAAUUCGGAUUGUAUAAUUCUCAGGAGUGCGCAGUUGUGGAUUGAUUUGCACAAUUGUUGUUGAAGCAGAGGGGCAUUGCAUCAUACGGUCCCUUCAAAACUGUCUAAUAACCACAAUGCAAAAAUACUUUCUUAAAUCGUGUUUAUAUUGCACUAUUAAAGUGUUGAAGUUAUUGUUUUUGUAUCAAUUUGUUGUCGUUAAAAAAAAUCAUUGUUUGGUCUAUUUAUUGUCUAAUGUUGUAAUUCAAAGUAGUCUCUGUGAGACUGGUUUUGGAAAUUGUUUGAAUAAAUCAAGUGGUACGGAAA
Triplophysa dalaica is the source of this 3033-nucleotide messenger RNA. RefSeq names its product GRAM domain-containing protein 2B. Bases 190 to 1275 code for a protein of 361 amino acids. The record is from RefSeq and is a predicted model, not a curated record. Lineage: Eukaryota; Metazoa; Chordata; Actinopteri; Cypriniformes; Nemacheilidae. The transcript is spliced from 13 exons.